AACAUUGCUUUGUUUUUUUCACUCUCUGAUUUAGUUAGGAUCCUUUUAGUUUUCAUUUUCGUUUUUGUGGUACCAUAUGGGGAAUUUCUACCAGCUUCGGUUUCAUUGAUUAUUGUGCAACCUCGAUAAAAUGGAUAGAAAACAGCUGUGUACCCGUAAGUACGCAUCGCUUUUGGAAGACAAAAUGGAAUGCUACGAGAUGUACUUGCGAAGAGACAGUGUGGACGUCUGGGAUACUAGCGGUCACCUGCACUAUGGCCGCGUGGUGGACGUCGCGGAUAAUGGACUCUUUAUCGACUUCCUCUGUCCCGAUCGCCGACGUGAAUUGACGCCCUUCCACCGUGUCUUCAAAAUGCUCGCGCCGCUGCAUGAGUGGCGAGACUGGCGACCGUAUAAGCCUCAGUCGGUGGAGGUGCUGCUGCGUCCCAGUCCCCGCGGCCCAUGGACUUGGAUGCCCGCCCACUUGUCCCUUAAACAGCGUCAGGAAUGCGACUGGCCCGGGGAGGUAGGUGUGGUGCAUCUGCUGACCGCCGAGAGCGUGGCUGAGGGGCCCCUUCAUGUGGUCCCGCCCCAACGGCUGCGCCAACCCUUCUGCGACCUGGUCAGCGCCAGCGGGCCACGGAGUGAUGCCGAGCUGCGUGCGUACUACGGACAUGAAUUCAAAUCUUGUGUCAUCCAUCCGGGGACGUUUUUCAAGGGACAGGUGCGCUUGACGGCACAGCUGGCGCUCUUAUCGGAGGAAAUGCAGCGCCAUCUACUGGACGAGUGGCGGGAUAAAGCAUUGGUGCCGGACUGUUCCAUCGAUCAUCCGUUAAUUCCUUUUGAGUUUGUCCAACGUAUGGAUGACGGCUGCACCUGGACGUACAUUGAACGCACGGACCGCCGCCAGGCGCGCUUCUAUCAAUUUGCUAGCCGCUUAGGGAAGGCUCUUCCUGGGAUGAUUUAUAAAACGCUGCGCCUGGCCACGGACACCGAUCCGGCGAAUGAUGAAAGCCUAAUGUGGCUGCCGGUAGAAUUGCUGCUGGAAGUCUUCUCGCACAUGGACACUAUGCAACAGACGCGGAUGCAUCGUGUGUGCAGCAGCUGGGCGGUCAUCCUGCAGUCGCCGGUGUUGACUUCCUUCCUCAUCAUUCCCCGUCCAAGCGAAAACCGUGCUGACUAUCCCCUCACCGCGUGCCUGGUUCACCUGUUGAAUUCGUCCAUCCAGCGCAUCAUGAUUCUUGGAGGCGAUAAGAACCGCGUAAAGGAGGCGAGCCAUGUCAUGAGAUUCCUGGCAUACCGCUGCGGAGCGCUCCGCUUAAAGGCUAUCUCUUUCGUCCGCCCAGGAUACACCCUGUUGUUGGAUCCAUAUCGAUAUGGCAUCCGCUGGCUAGGCGCCGGUCCCAGUGAAGUGCAGCGCUGGGAAAUGAAAAUUCCCAAAAGAUUAACACUGGCUCGGUCGGACCGUGUGGCUGGGAGCGGUGGUGAUGUCGCUGAUGUGGCAACGGAUUUGUGGAAUCUCGUGAAAAUGCAUACUGUGUGCUCGGAGGGCUGCGAUGACCGGGAGAAAGGCUGCGCGAGUUUGGCGCGAAUCCAAACCGAGUGGCAACGGCUUCAGAAUAUAGACCCGUUGUGUGAGACGAUUCUCGAGCUGGCUUCGGAUCCUGACUGUCGCGAUGCGCUGGGAGAUCUGCAAUUGGGCAACUAUUCAUCCUUCUUGAUGUGUAAGCUGGUUGAGUUCGUCGACAUCUUACAAUAUGCCGAAACCGGGUCGGAUGGAUAGUAGAUAGUUUGUCCUUUACGAAAAUCUCGGUUUGCCUGACGAUAGCUUCGCCUUUUAACAUCUUACAGUUUAAAACGCAAGCACUAUCAAAUGUUAGUUUUUAUGAUUUUUAUGCGCUGUGAAUAAUUUUAUCGGCUUUGAAAUUCCGGUGUCAUGCGGCGCGCGUUUGAACGUUUUUCAGUACGGUUUUAAUUAGGAAAUUUGAAAGGUUCUGCUACAGGCUGUUUCAACCAGAGAGAAGAAGCCAAUGAA
Messenger RNA from Paramacrobiotus metropolitanus, 2014 nucleotides. RefSeq lists its product as uncharacterized. The transcript has 4 exons. The record is from RefSeq and is a predicted model, not a curated record. Bases 131 to 1762 code for a protein of 543 amino acids. NCBI's taxonomy places the organism in Eukaryota, Metazoa, Tardigrada, Eutardigrada, Parachela, Macrobiotidae. Gene Ontology annotation, molecular function: protein binding.